Molecule: messenger RNA, 1875 nt
Organism: Gigantopelta aegis
Lineage: Eukaryota; Metazoa; Mollusca; Gastropoda; Neomphalida; Peltospiridae
Product: probable E3 ubiquitin-protein ligase makorin-1
Exons: 7
Coding region: 7-1326 (439 amino acids)
Biological process (GO): protein polyubiquitination
Molecular function (GO): ubiquitin protein ligase activity; metal ion binding
Source: RefSeq, a predicted model, not a curated record
CAAGCAAUGGCCGAAGCGGGCAGCACGCAAUCGUCUUCUAUAUGGACCAAUAAUGUUUUAUGCAGGUAUUUCAUCCAUGGAGUGUGUCGAGAAGGCGAUUCCUGUAGGUAUUCACAUGACCGGUCCGCCCAGCCCUCCAUGGUCUGUAGGUUUUACAUCAAGGGGCGAUGUACCUAUGGAGAAAAGUGCAGAUACGAUCAUGUCAAACCAUCCUGUAACUCGAUAACCGACAAAGAAAACCAGCCAGCCAGCAAGACCAGCCCAUCAAAGAUGAUCACAUCGAGCUUCCACAAACCCAUUCCGCUAAGUAACCACUCGGGGGACACGUUCAAGAGUAACAUGGUGUCGCUCAAGAAAGGCGUCAAACCAGUAACGCCGAGUGAAAUUUCAACAACCGUGUGUGGGAAACCAGAUGACGAGUGGGUCAAAGCCAAAGAAUUCAUUCCCGGCCAACCAUACCAGGGAGCAGUGCCCGAAACCUAUGCCAAAGCUGCCCUGGUGGGAACACCUAUCGAGAACACCACCGAUGUAGACGAAUCUCAAUCAGGUGGUGCUAACCCUCUCCUGUGCCCAUUUGCCGCUAACGGUGAAUGUUGGUACGGUGAAAACUGUGAAUACAUCCAUGGAGAUGUCUGUGACCUGUGUGGUCUGGCCAUACUCGACCCAAACGAUCCAGCGCAGAGAGAACAACAUGUUAAAGACUGUAUGAACCAGCACGAAGAAGACAUGGAGCUGUCAUUUGCCGUGGCUCGUAGUGAGAACAAGGCGUGUGGCAUCUGUAUGGAUAUAGUCAUCGACAAACAGCCGCCCAGUGAGCGCAGAUUCGGCAUCUUGCCAAACUGCAACCACUGCUUCUGUCUGUCCUGUAUCAGAAAGUGGAGAUGUGCCAAGCAGUUUGAAAAUAAAAUUAUUCGUGCGUGCCCAGAGUGUCGAGUACUGUCAGACUUCGUAACACCAAGUAAAUACUGGCAUGAAUCAAAGGAAGAUAAAGAAAAACUUAUAGAAGGAUAUAAAUCAGCUUUGAGUCAAAAACCGUGUCGCUACUUCGACGAAGGACGAGGAGAAUGCCCCUUUAAUGAAAAAUGCUUUUACCUCCAUGCCUACCCCGAUGGCCGUGUGGCAUCGCCGCAGCCGAGAACAGUGAGGAAACGGAAGAACGCUGAUGGAGAAUUCGACCUCGUUCGACACAUUCAGCUGUGGGACUUCUUAGAGGAACGGGACGAACGCUCAAACUUGUUGAUUCUUGAAGAGGAAUUUUUGUCCCAUUUACUACUAGAUCUUAUGCUAGAUAGUUCUUCGGAAGACUCUGAUGAUGAUUUUUGGUAGUCGACGUUUAAUGCUAAAUAUAUAUAUAUAUAUAUAAAUAUAUAUAUUCACUGCCUGGUACCAACACAGGAUUUGGCUACUGUCAUAGCAACACAUGUUGCUGUGAUUACUAGAGAAAUUCAGUUUUAAAUCUUUAUUUAGUUUUUUGUUUCUUUUACGUUCAUUGGGGUAUCAGUAAAAAAAAGAAUUGUCUGCAAACUGUGUAAGACAUUUGAAUAAAGUUACUGUGGAGCAAAACCAGGAGCUGUGAUGUUGAAAUGAGGAAAGACCCUUCAAGAAUAGACUAGAGCUUGUCUCUAUGACUUUUCAGACAUCCAUGCAUUUUUUAAAAUAUAAAAAAUGCAUUUUGUACUAUUAGAAUUAUAAUGGAAAUUUUAUUAUUUUCUAUUAAUGUCUUGCUGGUUUGGGUCAUUUACCAUCAUCAGGGCUGCAGAAAGUACUCGCCAAAUGCGAGUAAAAAGUCUGACGGACGAGUUAUAAAAUGCAACUACCAGUCCGACUGUCUAUCUGUCUUUUUAAUUUGGUUUGCCACGUGAUGUUGAUCACUUA